Molecule: messenger RNA, 1300 nt
Organism: Selaginella moellendorffii
Lineage: Eukaryota; Viridiplantae; Streptophyta; Lycopodiopsida; Selaginellales; Selaginellaceae
Product: protein TRIGALACTOSYLDIACYLGLYCEROL 3, chloroplastic
Exons: 10
Coding region: 21-986 (321 amino acids)
Molecular function (GO): ATP binding; ATP hydrolysis activity
Source: RefSeq, a predicted model, not a curated record
UCUAUGCAUGGGUUUAGGUUAUGGCUGGAGUAGCAGCACCGGCAUGGAGCGCGACGCUUUGGCCUCCGCAGCCUCGAUGCAGCUCCCAAAAAUCUCUGGCCCGGUCUUGCUUCUGUGCCGCCAGCGACGAAUCGACAUCGACCCUCAAGAAUGACUUUCGGCUGAGGACCUCAAGACAGGAGGAUGACUCCGAUGUUCUAAUCGAAUGCCGCGACGUCUACAAAUCCUUUGGCGAGAAGCACAUCCUCAAAGGAGCCAGUUUCAAGGUCCGCCAUGGUGAGGCUGUGGGAAUUAUUGGACCUUCUGGAACAGGAAAGUCCACGAUUUUGAAGAUUAUGGCUGGACUUCUUGUUCCUGACAAGGGAGAAGUUUUCAUCCGAGGAGUAAGACGGGAUGGAUUAAUCAGUGACCAAGAUGUUUCCGGAUUGCGAAUAGGACUGGUUUUUCAAAGCGCAGCGCUGUUUGAUUCGCUCACAGUUCGAGAAAAUGUCGGAUUUAUGCUCUAUGAGCGGCAAAGUCUUCCCAAGGAGAGAAUCAACGAGCUAGUAAGGGACAGUUUGGCGUCAGUCGGGCUCAAGGGAGUUGAAGAAAGGUUACCAGCCGAGCUCUCUGGAGGAAUGAAAAAACGGGUGGCGUUAGCUCGCGCUAUAAUUUCAGACGAACGCGAGGAAACGAAUGAACCCGAGGUUGUCAUGUAUGACGAACCAACUGCUGGACUCGAUCCCAUUGCUUCGACUGUUGUCGAGGAUCUUAUUCGGUCAGUACACAUCAAAGGGCGUGAUGCAAGAGGAAAACCUGGACAGAUUACGUCUUACGUUGUUGUGACACAUCAGCAUAGCACGAUACGACGCGCUGUGGACAGACUACUUUUCUUGCACGAUGGUAAAAUCGUAUGGGAAGGGGAGACUUCCAAGUUCGGUAAUACUUCCAAUCCUAUAGUUCGUCAGUUCGCAGAAGGCAGCUUAAAUGGCCCAAUUCAGUAUUGAUUGGUUUCAAUCCUUCCAGAAAUAAAGUUCUUCGUCACACGUCCACGGGCAGGCUCAUUCCUGGAGGCUUCCUCACGCCACAAAGCAGCGACUUGUUCUCGGUUACCGCAGCAGUGGAAGAUGGUUUCGAAGGAAAGGGAAGAAAGGAGUGGCUUUGAAAGCCUCGACUGCUGAAUGCCAGCAGACUGCCGAGACCAUUACGUUGGACGGUAGACGACUUCGUACAGACAGCGCAGAGAAAGGCAUGGUUUUAAUCAUCUCCUCGGCCUUGGACAACCGGCCAGCUCGUCCGAAUCGCAUAGAAUGCUUCUUUU